AUGAGUAAAAAAAUUACCCCAACUAGCAGAAUAACUUCAAACGACUCGAAGCUUACGCGAUCCCAAACGCGCAGCAAUCCCCAACUGAAAAGCCUCCUACAUAAAGAGUUAGAAAAAAACGCAUUCAGAAGGAGCAGCAAGAUACAAUACUCACCUACAAAGAAAACUAAGGAAACACAAGCAGAAAUUUCAAGAACCGAAGAUUCAUCAGUAACUCAAACAGAAGAACAAGAUUCAGUUUUACAAGAAAACAACUUUUCAACAAUAAAUACCACAAUAGACCUUGAUAGAAAUCAACGAUACUCAGACUUUGGAGGAAUUUACAACGAACAAAGCCUGAUCUUAGGAAGUUCAAAAGAUAUAUUUUCAAAUCCUGAACUACAAAGUCAAGAGGAAGGAAAAACACUUCCCGAAAAAGAUAAACAAGAAAUCAUACUCCAAAAAAAUUUUGAAAAUAACCUACAGAAGGAAAAUCCACGGAAAAGCGAUUUUCUGGCAUUAGUAAACAUCGACACACUCAUCGAAGACCCGCCUACCACAAAGCAAAAAACAAAAAUCACUAGAGAAAAUUCUACGCCAUCAAUUAAUAAAAUACCUAAAAAUAUGAAUAACAAAGAAAAACCAAUGAAAUUACAAUUGAAAGACGUAGCAGCCUUCGUCGCAGAGUUCGAUGGCAAAAACAUAUCACCUAUGGAAUACAUCUCCAUGUUAAAAGAAGUAAAGGAUAUUAUAGAUGAUAUCGAUGAGAGAAAUCUUACAAAACUAUUAAAAAUAAAAAUUAAAGGUGAAGUAAAAGAAGCCAUAAGAGGAAGCAAAGUGGAAAAUAUAACAGACUUAAUCAACGCAAUCAGAACUCUAUACCCCAUCAAAGAAGACAUACACGCAUUAUAUGCAAAAGUUCGUCAGAUAUCACAAGAAGAAGAUGAAUCAGUCGUACGCUAUACUAACAGGAUACGACAAUUAGUAUUGAGAAUAAAAGAACUAAAUAAAUGGGAAGACACUACAGCAAUAGAACGAACACAAUUCGAAGCUACACUCGAUAAAGAAGCAGCUAAAAGCUAUAGAAAAGGAUUAAAAGCAGAAAUUAGAUAUGAAAUAGGCCCAGGAACCACAGUACAAGAAAUGUCGACAAGGGCAAUAGACAUCGAAAGUGACAUAGAAAAAAGGAAAUACACAACAAAACCAAAUAGAAACUAUACAUAUUCGAAUAAUAAAGAAGAAUUUCAGGAAACAAAAAUUCUCACAUGUCAAAUAUGCAGAGAAUUUUCGCAUGAAGCUCUAUUUUGUCGCACGGCAGCCUGCGUAUAUUGUAAAGGAACAGAUCAUUUUUCGAAUAGUUGCAAGAGAGUGCCAAAGAAAAUUAAUCUAAUAUGCAAAUUCUGUAGCCAACCAAGUCAUUCAAUAAGUGCCUGUCGUUUAAACAAAAGGCAAAAUAUACACUGCCAAUAUUGUCAAGAAAUGGGACAUGAAGUAGAUCAAUGCCCACACAUCAGUAACUACGAAGCAUGUUGGAAAUGCAAUGAAACGGGACACAACCCAAUAAAUUGUAAGAAUGACCAAACUUCAAAACAAAACAAAUGUGAAAAUUGUGAGAAGAUUGGACAUACAAUACAGCAAUGCCCGGAAGUAAUAUGCAGAAAAUGCAAUAAUAUGGGCCACCUUGUAAAAGAUUGUAAAGCAGGAGAAAUAAAAAAGUCCCUAUAUAAAAUAUGUGCUAUCUGUGAAGAAGUGGGUCACGAACAAGACACCUGUGACCAAGUAAAAAUCAUGUUCACAGAAUUCAAAGCCAAACAGAAAUUUAAGUGCCAGUAUUGCGAAUAG
Molecule: messenger RNA, 1821 nt
Organism: Phymastichus coffea
Lineage: Eukaryota; Metazoa; Arthropoda; Insecta; Hymenoptera; Eulophidae
Exons: 1
Coding region: 1-1821 (606 amino acids)
Molecular function (GO): nucleic acid binding; zinc ion binding
Source: RefSeq, a predicted model, not a curated record